UCACAGGGACAAAGAACGGCUGCAAUCAAGGAGGAUGUGGAUCCUGUACAGUGAUGAUGUCGUGGUGGCACAAAACGGAACAACAACUCAAGUAUCCUUUAAGAGAUAGCUGACUGAAGUUUAUGUAGUUGGUUAAAUAUUGAAAUAUCAUAAUCUCGAACGAAAACAUCAACAAUCGAUAUUGUAUUAAAUCGCCUUACAGUAGUUUAAAAAUGAACGUGAACACUUAUUCUUUUUUCAUAUACUAAACCAUAAGUUUAGCAUACGCUUUAGCGACUAUUUCAUAAUACUUUGGAGAUGUUUCAAAUUAAAUUACAAGGACAUUGUAAACGUACUUAUAGAGCUUGUUUCCGAGUCGUCGUUGUUAAUGUUUUUGUAUAUAACAUCAGUUUUGAAUUAUUAGAAAUAAAUAAAGUUUAAACUAAAAUUUAUAUCCAUUAUGUACAUUGCAUUAUACUCAUACGAUAGCAUUCGAUAUACAUUAAAAUCAUUAUAGCGGCCUUUGUUCAUAAAUUAUGUAGUGACACAAAUAGGUAAUACGUUCUUAAUUUCUAUUUAGCGAAUACUAACUUGGUCGGUAAUUUUAGUUCGAUAUCAAUGAUGUAAUGUGUCGAAAAGAGGUAAUUUAUAUUAGCUAUUACAUCAGUUGAAUCGUUUACUUUGUAAAACAUUGGGUUAAUAGUUCUCAGCUUACUUUAAUUUCCGUAAAGACGAAAUACAUUUAGCUCAACAUGUAUUCUAAGUACUAUUAAUGAUUAUAAUAAUCAAUACUUUUGACACACUAGUUAAAUUAUUGAUCUGUCUUUACAACUUACGAGACACUCCAGUGUAAAUGCCUGCCUCAUUUUGGUAUGCCAGCUCCAUGGUUACGCCAUAACGACGGUGGAAGGAGUUGGAAGCACAAGACAUGGACUCAGCAAAGUACAGACAUUUUGAUGUAGACAUCUUUUGAGAACUUUGGAGAACUGAAAAAUUAAACACUUCGUUUUUAUCAUAAGGAAAUUCACUGCGACACGCUUGAUUGAAUCGUUCGGUAUUCAGUGUGGCUUCUGUACUCCUGGAAUGGUGAUGACUAUGCAUACUCUGCUGCAGAAUGACAACAAUCCAUCUGAACAGUCCCUGGAGAAAGUCCUAGAAGGAAAUCUCUGUCGUUGUACCGGAUACAGACCGAUAGUUGAUGCAUUUAGAACUUUUUGCAAAAAGGACUGCUCAAAUCGGGAAGAAUGUGCCGGUGGAGACAUUGAGGACAUCUGUCGUGAUGACACUGAUAGGAACAAGACACCCCAGGGCAGCAGUAACUAUAAAGGCGGUGAACAGUUGCAAUUUCCAAACGAACUCCAGAAUGAAACCACAACAUGUCUGGAUUUUCGGAGUGGAGACUGGUGUUGGUUCAGACCGUUGACAUUGGGGGCGGUUCUUAGCCUAAUGGAUCAGCAUUCGGACUUCCACAUCAUAAUGGGGGCGACCAAUCUAGGUGAACAAAUAAAAACAAAGGUAAUCACUCACGGCACAUUGAUAUCGUGCACGCAUGUAGAGGAAAUGAUGGUAUUUGAGCAAACAGACGACUGUCUCACGAUUGGUGCCGCUCUUACACUUACGGAUAUUGCCGAGCGUCUGGAAGCAUGUACAUUGUCUCCAUCAGGGCGUGGACUACGCGGUCACGUGAUUAGCGCUAUGCAGGACAGUCUUCGAUGGCUGGCCAAUCAGCAGAUUCGAAACCAAGCGACUCUCGGUGGUCACGUGACGAUAGGAGACCCUCGUUCUGAUCUCUGUGUUGUAUUAAUGGCGGCUGGAGCAACGGCUGUUGUUGCUUCAAAAGACGGUAGUAGAGAGAUAGAACUUGACAAUCAGUUCUUUAUCACGGAUGGGAUUAUAUCACUUGGUCGGACUGAUAUUUUGGUAUCUGUUAAAGUACCAAUUAAUCCUGUGAACACCUACGUUGCAUACUAUAAACAGCCAAGUGAAGGAUAUGCUGCUCUGAACGGCUGUUUCUAUGUCAGCAUUAGUGAGUCUGGCCACAUUGAUGACCUCAGUAUUUGUUUUGGAAGCGCGCUCAGCACCACCAGGAAACUUGUAACUGCCUCUUCACUGGCAAAGGGAAGAUGUCCGGAUAACAGUGCAUUAGCUUUGGUAUGUGAUGGGAUAGAGCGUGACUUCGAGCUUGAAUCAGGUGUCACUGUCAGCAAGUACAAACAGAAACUCGCCUGUAGUUUUAUGGUCAAGUUCUUGAGGGAAAUCCAAAUCAUGCUUAAACCUAACGAGAAACAGGAUGUAAAUGGUCUCAUGUGGACGCCAUGCGAAGGUCAACAAGUGUACCAGGCGCCAUCCCCAGGACAACCAGCGUACGACACUGUUGGAUGUCCUGUCCCUAUAGUUUCUAGUCCGGCGCUAGCAACCGGAGAGGCCAUGUUUCUGGACGAUAUGCCAAGAUUUGAAAAUGAAUUAUAUGUGCAGCCAGUUUUGAGUACCAGGGCUCACGCGCAGAUAACGUGUAUUGACAAAAUUGUUGCCAUGGCUACGCCGGGAGUUGUAGACUUCCUGGAUGCAUCAUCUGUACCAGGAGAGAACCUAUGGGGACUUUUCAUACAGGAUGAACCAUUGUUCGCUGAACAUGAGGUGUUCUGUGUCGGACAAAUAAUUUGCGCUAUUGUAGCUACAUCAGAGGAAGCUGCACAGAGAGCAGCUGACCUUGUUCGUGUCACGUAUGUGGAUCUACCAAGUAUACUAACAAUCGAGGAAGCUAUAGCAGCCGACUCUUACUUUGAGUACAACUCACAUCCGAUAGAGUGCGGAGACCCAGACAAACAUUUCCCACAUUGUGACUUUGUGGUAGAGGGCCUAGUACGAUCAGGAUUACAGGAACAUUUUUACCUAGAACCAAGUGGAGCACUUGUGGUACCGAAAAACGAGUCUGGAGAGAUGGAAAUAUUUACAACAUCACAAACACUCAGUUUCUGUCAGUCAUCUGCUUCGCGGAUUUUAGGAAUCCCGAUGAACAAAAUCAUCGUCAGACAGAAAAGACUUGGUGGUGGAUUUGGUGGACGAGAGUAUCGUACACCUUUAAUGUUCGGUCCAGCGGCAGUAGCAGCUCAUAGGUGGGGAAAGCCUGCACGGACAAUAAUGGAGAGAUCAGUUGAUUUCAAAACUACCGGAAAGCGCCACGAAUUCAUGUCAAAAUAUAAAGUGGGUUUUCGGCGUGAUGGGAUGUUGGAGGCUGUUUCUAUACAUUUCUACGUGAAUGCAGGGUACACUCUGGACGUAUCGUCUGCGAUUUUAGACACUGCCUGUUUUAAAGCAGACGCGGCCUACAAAACUCCUGUGUUUGCUGUAUAUGGCCACAUCUGUAAAACCAAUAUUCCCUCUAAUACCUCUAUGAGAUCGUUUGGCACGGUGGAAGCUGUCUUCGUUAUGGAAGCUAUUUUAUGUAAAGUAGCAGACACCCCUGGGCUCGACCAAGAACAUGUUCGAGAACUAAACAUGUACAAGGAAGGAAGCCUCACUCACUAUAAAAGGAAACUGGAAAACUGUAUGUUGCAACGUUGCUGGCGUGAGUGUAUGCUACAAAGCAAAUUUGGAGAAAGAAAGACGGCGGUUGACUUAUAUAACAGCCAGAACAAAUACACCAAGAGAGGUAUCGCCGUGAUACCCGUGAAGUUUGGCAUCGGGUAUCCUGUCCGUUUCUUAAACCAGGGAGCAGCGUUUGUGAACAUUUACCUUGACGGAUCUGUGAUGAUAGCUCAUGGUGGAGUGGAAAUGGGACAGGGACUGCACACGAAGAUGAUCCAGGUUGCGUCCCGUGCUCUAGACAUACCUAUGGAUAACAUCUACAUCAGUGAGACUGGCACAAAUACAUGCCCAAAUACAACCUCUACAUCAGCCAGUGUAUCGUCAGACCUACAAGGCGCAGCCGUUCUGGAUGCCUGCAGAAAGAUCAAUAAAAGGCUACGGCCAUUUCAGGAGAAGGAUCCCUCUGGACAAUGGACAUCAUGGAUCAAUAUGGCUUAUAUGGACAGAGUAAGCCUUUCCGCCACCGGUAUCGGCAGACCCGGUAAUCAGCAAUGGGACCACGUGAAGGGUGAGGGCAGUCCGUCCCACUACUACACUUAUGGGGCAGCUUGUACGGAGGUGGAAAUCGACUGCCUAACUGGGGCACACCAGGUGCUCCAAACCGACAUCGUAAUGGACAUAGGAGACAGUCUGAAUCCGGGAAUAGACGUGGGACAGAUUGAAGGUGGGUUUGUACAGGGAUACGGAUUGAUCACAAAGGAGGAAUUGAAAAUCUCACCCAAAGGUCAUAUACUAGCUAGCGGGCCAGUCGAUUACAAAAUACCGGGUGUACGGGACAUUCCACGUCAGAUGAAAGUAUAUAUACUCAAAGAUUGCCCUAACACUGGUACCGUGUAUUCUUCAAAGGGUGUAGGAGAACCGCCCCUUAAUCUGGCAAUAUCGGUUUACAUAGCACUGAGGGAAGCAAUCCGAGCCUGCCGAAUGGACGUUGGAAUCUCCAGUUCAUUCGAAGUUGAUAUCCCAUUAACAUCCGAGAAAAUCAGAAUGGCCUGUCCAGUUAAGAUUCCAACGAAUACGAAUCAAAUAUAAACUACCAGAACAAAACGAUUUUCAUUAAUAACGACAAUUAACUUUGUGGCUAAAAAAAAUCGAUCCCAAACAAAUCGUUACCCUGUUCUUUAAGCAGUACUGGGCUUGUGUUUUACACAUGUCGUUAGUAGUACGAUCAGAUGUAAUGAAAUAACAAUAACAAAGUAUCACCAGUGAUAGCAAGGACGAGCAUACGACUCGUACACGGCCAUUAUACACUGUGGAUGAACUAUAAAAUAACAUGUAUAGUGUACGGAUUUGUUCUAACUUUUCAAUUGAUCCAGUUCAUUAUCUUUGUAUGCUAUAGAAUGUGGAAAACGUUCAACAUUUAAGCAUUGAACUGUUACCAGAUGCAAUAUACAGUCGAUAUGAAUGCAAAUUGGGUGACGGAUAAAUAGAAUGUCGCCCGUUAGGGCGACAUGAAUUAACAGGCGACAUGAAUAUUUGUAUAUGUCACACAAAUUGCAUUCAUAUCGACUGUAUACUGCAUCUGGUAACAGUUCAAUGCUGCUUAUAUUUACAUUUAUAUAGUUUAUUUUGUAUAGAAACUGUGACGUCAGUAAGUUCUAAUCCCAGAACAGUCGAAUUUUCCAGAAGUAAUAAUAUAGUCCCUCUUGUCAUUUCAAACCACACGCACAUCAAAUGGUUUGAACACAAACUUAACUGUAUUACUUAUUUCAUAUGAGUGUGUAUAUGUUGAAAAAUUGUUAAUAAUU
This is a messenger RNA of Mizuhopecten yessoensis (Yesso scallop), 5312 nucleotides long. RefSeq names its product xanthine dehydrogenase/oxidase-like. The record is from RefSeq and is a predicted model, not a curated record. Gene Ontology annotation, molecular function: iron ion binding; FAD binding; oxidoreductase activity. The transcript has 32 exons. Bases 1063 to 4596 code for a protein of 1177 amino acids. Lineage: Eukaryota; Metazoa; Mollusca; Bivalvia; Pectinida; Pectinidae.